Lycium ferocissimum is the source of this 1563-nucleotide messenger RNA. Its product is annotated as G-type lectin S-receptor-like serine/threonine-protein kinase At4g27290. The record is from RefSeq and is a predicted model, not a curated record. Gene Ontology annotation, biological process: recognition of pollen. NCBI's taxonomy places the organism in Eukaryota, Viridiplantae, Streptophyta, Magnoliopsida, Solanales, Solanaceae. The coding region runs from base 134 to 1432 and encodes 432 amino acids. The transcript has a single exon.
AAGUAAAACAGCACUGGCAUUGCAAGACUACGAAAUAGCUACAUACCAUACACAUGCAUUUGGUUGUGAAGUUUAAAUAUUAAAGGCAACAUAUAGGCGACCAAAUUAAAAGGUUUAGGCAUCAAAGGCAUCAAUGAUGAAAUCUAGAUUCUUCCUACUUUUUCUAAUGUCUUUCUACUCUUCUAUACCAAAGAUUUUUACUACUACAACAGAUGUAAUCGCUACAAAUCAGUCCAUCAUAGAUGGUGAAACUGUUGUUUCAUCUGGUGGAUCCUUUGAGAUGGGAUUUUUCAACCCCAGUGGUUCCAAAAAGGGAUAUAUUGGGAUAUGGUACAAGCAAAUUCGUACUCAUGUGCAAACAGUUGUAUGGGUUGCCAACAGAGAAAAACCACUCACAAAUACAUCUUCAGCUGUUUUAAAGUUCACCAAAUCAGGGAUGCUUGCUCUUUUCAAUGACAAGAAUGAGAUUAUAUGGUCCACUAACACCUCAAGAUCAGUCGAAAAUCCAGUUGCACUACUCUUGGAUUCUGGUAAUCUUGUCGUGAAAGAUGCAAAUGAUGGAAAUCCAGAUAAUUUCCUCUGGCAGAGCUUCGAUUUUGCAACUGAUACGCAGUUGCCUGGCAAAAAAUUGAGAACUGGUCAUGAGGUAUACCUUUCAGCAUGGAAGAGCGAUAACGAUCCAACUCCAGCAGAAUUCACUCUCCACUUUGAUCCUACUGGAUAUCCACAGGGCCUCGUCAGAAAUGGCACAAAGGUAUCAAUUCGAGUAGGACCAUGGAAUGGUUUAUGGAGGUGUGGAGGACCCGCACCACAACAAAUACAAAGCCGCAUUUUUACAUUUCAAUUUGUUUUCAAUAAGGAGGAGGUUUACUAUAGUUUUUCUCUCAUUAAUAGCUCGGUGUUAACAAGGCUAGUCCUGACUAGCGGUGGUUCUAUACAACGGUUAACGUGGGUGGAUAAAACAAAGAGUUGGUAUCCUUACAUCAACAUUCCUCUGGAUCCUUGUGAUAGAUAUGGCUUAUGUGGUGCCUAUGGGAGCUGUGUCAUGGAUAGUUCCCCUUUUUGUGGAUGUUUGGACAAUUUUGUGGCUAAACAUCCAAAACAAUGGGAAAAGGGAGAUUGGUCAGAAGGGUGUGUUCGAAAGACACCUCUCGAUUGCAACAAGGAGCAUGUAUUUGUAAAGUAUUCUGGAGUCAAGUUGCCAGAUACUAAGUCCUCUCAGUACAAUAAGACUAUGACACUCGAAGGAUGUAGGCAAGUAUGCUCGAGGAACUGCUCCUGCACAGCUUAUUCGAGCCUAGAUAUAAGCAAAGGAGAUAAAGGUUGCUUGUUUUGGUUUGGGGAGUUGAUUGAUAUAAGAAAGAUAGCUGGAACAGGACAAGACAUUUAUAUUCGGAUGGAUUCUUCAGUGCUAGGUAAGUACUUAUGUUAAAGAAAUUUCUAACGAUGUGUUUUUAAACUUAGCUUUUAACAUAUGGAGACCAUAUUAUGCGAAAAUAGUGGCCUAUCUCGAUUUGAAGUAGCUGAUUAAAAAAUGGCUAUAAUAGCUGAGACAGGUUCAAA